Vicia villosa (hairy vetch) is the source of this 2040-nucleotide messenger RNA. RefSeq lists its product as uncharacterized. The transcript has 2 exons. NCBI's taxonomy places the organism in Eukaryota, Viridiplantae, Streptophyta, Magnoliopsida, Fabales, Fabaceae. The record is from RefSeq and is a predicted model, not a curated record. Bases 1 to 2040 code for a protein of 679 amino acids.
AUGUGCAUGAUGAACCCUUACAUGUUUUUGACAUGCAUCAUUCUGGGACCGUCGAGUCCAAAGGCGAGAAUCAAUGUUUAUUUGCAACCUUUAAUUGAUGAUCUCAAGAGGCUGUGGGUGGGAGCGUGGACUUAUGAUGUGUCUCGUAAACAAAAUUUUAAUAUGCGAGCGGCUUUGAUGUGGACAAUUAAUGACUUUCCUGCAUAUGGCAUGUUGUCUGGAUGGGGUACACAUGGUAAAAUUGGAUGUCCGCAUUGCAUGAAUCACACAAAAGUGUUUACUUUGGACUUUGGUGGGAAAAGUUUGUGGUUUGACUGUCAUCGUAGGUUCUUACCUACCAACCAUGAAUUUAGAAGGAAUAAAGAUGCUUUUAGAAAAGGAAUAAAAGUAAAAGAUCUACCUCCCCCUCGAUUGUCAUCGACUCAAGUAUGGAAUAAUGUUUGUGACCUACCAAAAUUCACAGACUAUGGUGAAGCACGUAGAAUUAAAGGAUAUGGGGUUGACCAUAAUUGGAAAAAAAGAAGUAUCUUUUGGGACCUCCCAUAUUGGAAGGAUAAUUUGUUGCGUCAUGAUCUUGAUGUUAUGCAUAUUGAGAAGAACUUUUUUGAUAAUGUGCUUAACACGGUGAUGGAUAAUGAGAAGACAAAAGACAAUGAGAAGGCUAGGAAAGACAUGGAACUUUUUUGUAAUAAAAAAGAAUUGGAGUUGAAACCUCGACCAAACGAAAAAUUAUUAAAACCCAAGGCUUGUUACACUCUUACUCCCCAAGAAGCAAAAGCUGUAUGUCGGUGGUUAAAUGAAUUGAGGAUGCCUGAUGGUUAUUCUUCUAACCUGGCAAGAUGUGCUGACGCCAACACUGGGAAAUUGCAUGGAAUGAAAAGUCACGAUUGUCAUAUUUUCAUGGAACGAUUACUUCCAAUUGCAUUCCGUUCGCUGCCCAAGAAUGUGCUUAAUCCACUAACUGAGAUCAGUCAAUUUUUUACAGACAUUUGUGCUUCAACUUUAAGAGUAGACGACAUCAUUAAAUUGGACCGAAAUAUUCCUAUCAUUCUUUGCAAGUUGGAGAAAAUAUUCCCGCCAGGUUUCUUUGAUUCUAUGGAGCAUCUCCCUGUGCAUCUUGCUUAUGAAGCUUUUCUAGGUGGACCUGUUCAAUAUAGAUGGAUGUAUCCAUUUGAACAAUUCAUGGAUUUACCUUCUCUAACCUUUUUUUCUUUUCGAAAUAGGGCAUUUGGUGCCUACUAUUAUCAAAGCACAGGCGAACAACCAUUGACUGGUUACACACAUGCUUAUUUUCCAACAUGGUUUAAGCAGCAGUUAUCAUGUAUUGUUACACCAAGUCCUGACUUAAUACAUUUGCGAAAUUUGUCUGAAGGCCCUAGUCAAUGUGUAAAUGAAUGGCACACAUAUUUUGUAAACGGUUACAAAUUUCACCCUGAGGAAUGGAGUGUAGGGAAGAAAACCGUAAACAGUGGUAUAGUCGUAAAAGGAAUUACAGAGGGUGGUGAGGACGACUUCUAUGGGGUUAUCACACAUAUUUACGAGUUGGUUUAUAAUUAUAUGGACUCGGAAAAUAAAGUUGUCGUAGUUUAUUGUGAUUGGUAUGAUCCAUCUUCUAGAGGAACGAAAAUUGAUAAAAAGUAUAACACUUUUGAGAUUCGAAGAGAUAGAAAGUACAAAAAGUAUGACCCUUUCAUUAUGGCACAUAAUGUUAGGCAAGUUUAUUAUGUACCUUAUCCUUCAAUUACCCCACGCAAACGAGAAUGGUGUGUUGUAAUCAAGUCCAACCCAAUGGGUCACAUUGAGACUGAUGAGUUAAUGAAAGAUGUUGCAUACCAACAUGAUGAUAUUUCACCUGUUAAUGAGGUAAUUGAAAUUGAGGAGAUUGUAAGUUUGUGUGAUACUGCAGUUGAGGGUCAACAAGUUGACGCAAGUAUCUUGUUGUCAACAAAUCCUAUGGAAGAAGAGCAUGAAGAGCUAGGAGAGUCUGAAGACAAUAAUAUCAGAUGCGAUGAAGACAACGAAGAUUAUGAUUAUGAAUAA